This is a messenger RNA of Ilyonectria robusta, 5061 nucleotides long. RefSeq lists its product as uncharacterized. The coding region runs from base 1 to 5061 and encodes 1686 amino acids. Gene Ontology annotation, molecular function: flavin adenine dinucleotide binding; oxidoreductase activity, acting on the CH-CH group of donors; phosphatidylinositol binding. NCBI's taxonomy places the organism in Eukaryota, Fungi, Ascomycota, Sordariomycetes, Hypocreales, Nectriaceae. The record is from RefSeq and is a predicted model, not a curated record. Gene Ontology annotation, biological process: tricarboxylic acid cycle; electron transport chain. The transcript has 13 exons.
AUGGCUGCUGAUUCGGGAGAAAAGCCCGCGGACGCCGGCGCCGCUGUCCCAGCUUCCACCGUCGAUCUACCUAUCCGCACCGCCAAAAAGGAAGACACUGUGCCGCCGCCGGGCCAGACCCUCACCGGCAAGCAAGAGCACUAUCUCAAGAGAGAGCUCAUCUCCGAGCAGGUCAAGUGGGAGAUCAGCGAGCUCAACUCCACCACCGCUCUCCAGCGAUUUGGCGCGCCCUUCCGAUCCGACCAUGGCGAGGUCUCUCCGCAAGAGUCAGAACUGCCUCUCCUGCGAUACAUUUUCGUUCAUCAUGUCCGCGACUUUCCCUUCCUGGACAAGGCGCGCGAGAAGGAGUUCUGGCAGGAUAAGCUUCAGGUGUUCUUGGAGUCGUUUGCGGGGAAGCAAAUCUCGUCCUCCGAGGACCGCCUCGAGGAGACGAAGCGUCGCAAGUUGGCAAUCAAGGCCAAGAAGCUUGUCGAGCUUAUGAUGGUCUCCGGAAUUGGAACUUCUUCCGGCUUCGAGGAGCGCAUCAGGUUCUCGGAGAUUGAAAUCGUCGACAGCAAUGCCAUCGAGACCGGAGUAAUGCACACCCUGCCCGAGGGUAACUACAUCAAUGGGUGGGACGUCAAUGUUGCUGGUGUUCGUGUCACCAACAUCAAGCAUACCAUCAGGCACCACAAGCAUGCAGAGUUCCUCCUGCGUGUGAAGAAGAGAGGAGAGCUCGAGUACUUUGUUGGCCGGAGAUACAGCGACUUUGCCCGGCUUCUCAAGAGGUUGCGAACCGAACUGCCGGGACGGAUUUUGCCAGAAAUCCCCAAGAAGAACAAGAGCAACACGACGACAACAUUCAUCCCCUCGUUUAGCAAUGGAAACGACUCGGAUGCAUCAUCCAUCUCAUCAGUCUCGACUCGAUUCACAAGCCGAGCGCUUGGAGUUGACGGGUCAUCCUCUAUGUUGAGUCCCGGAGGUAUGGUUCCUGUGCAUGCUAACAUGAGUCAAGGUCAUCGCAGAGCUGGCUCUUCUGCCUCUGUGCGGUCAAGGGGUCUCGCGUCACCAAAGGGUCUCGCUACCCAGGCCAUCGUUCUCUGGCGUGAAAACCAGCGAAUUUCCCUUCGGGCCUUCCUGCGCUCCCUUCUGCACAACUCACAGGUUGCCAACACGGUGGCCGUGCAAGAGUUUCUAAGUGGCAACCCUAUCACUCCAACUGAUGAAGAUGUGGAGGACAUUAUUCGAAGAAAGAUGAUCGACGAGAAGCGGAUGGAAGAACAGAAGCAAUUCUAUGAGAUUGCCAGGAGACGAGCCGCCGAGCUUGACGAGUACAUGGAGCAGUUCCGGCGAGAUAUUGUCGAGAGCAAUGGACUCACCAAGCUGUUCCAGGAGAUCAAGGAGAAGGAGACAAUCCCGGACCUCAGCAUCCAGUAUCGGAAAUUUGCCGAAUGGCUUCGAAUUGAGAUUGCCGCCGUCAUCUAUCAUCUCUUCCUCGCCGAGGACAACUCCCCCGAACUCUUCGCCCAGGCACGGCGCAUCCACUCUCUCAUCCCUUACACGGUAAUCAAGAACGUGAUUCGAAUCGCCAAUCCUGCAGCUGUCAUGUCUGGUGUCCUUGACAUCUUCCUCGCUCAGCCUUUUGGAACUCGAUCUCUCAUGCAGCGCAUCUUCUCUCUCACCCUCAACGACGGCAUCAAGAGUUUCCAACGAUCGAUUGAAGCCCUGAGCGCCAAGAUUGCAGACCCAGUCUUUACCGAUAAGCUGCAAAAGUACACGAAGGCUGAGGAGUACAUCAAGAUCGGGCUUCGUGAGGAGGCGGAGGCUGAGAAUGUGGAUUUGAUUGUGGUGAUCCUGAGGUCGGACUUGAUCGAAGGCGAGCUCACCGGGGAGCAAAUCCAGAGGCUGUUCAAUGCCUACGUCGCCUUCAACAACGCAGUGGAGAACGUUGACGAAGAGCUGCGACAGGGGGCUCAGUUGUUUUCGUACCUGAAGCAACUCCUGAAGCUAUGUACCCGUCAGCGUGACAAGCAGAUGAUGCUUGAGUUGAUCGAGGAGCCCGUUACGCUACAGCUCUUCCGGGAUCUGUUCACCAUCUUCUAUGAGCCGCUUGUGCGAGUUUACAAGUCGGCAAACGUCUACAACAGUGUCACCGACUUUGCAGUGUUUAUGGAUGAUAUGAUCCAGGUUGUCGACAAGUGUAGGGAACAAGAUGCCUCGGCAGAUCCCAACCAAACGGUGCAGGCAUUCAUUGAUUUGUGUCAACGACACGAGCACAACUUUUACAAGUUUGUACACGAGGUGCACACGCACGACAACGGUCUUUUUACUCAACUCAUGGGAUGGACCGAGGGUAUCUUGGAGUUUCUGCGAAAGGGUCCCAAGAACGGAACGCUUAAUGUCAACGCGCUAUUCGAGGGCGGCGCCAGUUCGGGAUCGAUUAACAAGGAGAAGGCAAUCGCAGAGAUUAAUUCUCUUAUCGCAUGGCAGGAGGCGCGAAAGAAGUGGCACAACGACAAGACGCGACAGAAGAUGGCUGCCGAGGGACACGCGGGAAGUGACCUGGUACCAACGGGUCUGACCUUCAAGUCGGGCGACUUUGGACUAGAUGAGGAGGACCUGGAAGACAUGGCAUAUGAUGAUGGAUCAGAGUCUGAGCGAGAGGCGGAAGAAGAGGAUGAAUUGGACCCGAUUGAGGCGGAGAGGAGGCGGAGAGAGAAGAGGCAGGAUCGACUACGGCGAAGUGCCGGAGAGCCAGCGAAGCCUGAGAUCAGCGAGGUGCAUAAGCUGAAGGACAAUUUCUUGGUCAUGUUGCGGGACAGAGGCUGGCGGCGACUCUUGUUGGAUUUGCCAUGGCCGGCCAGAGCAGAGCGAGAGGCAGAGGAAAAAGAAAGACGCACCUCGGCCGGCAUUCAAUGUCCCGGGUCGCAGCGUUCCAGUGCUCCAGUGGCCCUGUGGGAAGCUAUGGGGAGCCUAUGGCAGCCUGUGGGAGUUAUUAGUGGGAGCCAGUGUCUCCGAACUACUAAUAAGCGCAAGGUGAUUGGCCGGAUCAACCGAGGAGCCGAAGAAAUCCGUCCCGGCCAGAGCCUCGCAGUGCAUGCGCCCAAAAAUCGUCACAAAUUCGUCCAUUGGCCAGGCGAACCAAACACUCUCUCCCCCCCCAAACCCAACCCAACCCGUCUCCCUGUCCUGUGCGCCGCAAUUGCCGUCAAUGCUGACCCUCUCCGUCUUCCAGCCCGCGUCAUCGCGAACGGUCCUCUGCGGGCCAAGGAGGCCUCGCCCUUCGUGAGCACCAAGUACGCCGUUAUCGACCACGAGUACGAUGCCCUCGUUGUUGGAGCCGGUGGCUCCGGUCUUCGAGCUGCCUUCGGUCUUGCUGAGGCUGGCUUCAACACUGCCUGCAUUUCCAAGCUGUUCCCGACUCGAAGCCACACCGUGGCUGCCCAGGGCGGCAUCAACGCCGCCCUCGGCAACAUGCACGAGGAUGAUUGGCGAUGGCACAUGUAUGACACCGUCAAGGGUUCCGACUGGCUGGGUGACCAGGACGCCAUCCACUACAUGACCCGUGAGGCUCCUGCUUCCAUUGUCGAGCUUGAGAACUACGGCUGCCCCUUCUCCCGAACCGAGGACGGCAAGAUUUACCAGCGAGCUUUCGGUGGUCAGUCGCAAAAGUUCGGCAAGGGAGGCCAGGCCUACCGAUGCUGCGCUGCCGCCGACCGAACUGGUCACGCCCUUCUCCACACUCUCUACGGCCAGUCUCUCCGCCACAACACCAACUACUUCAUCGAGUACUUCGCCCUCGAGCUGAUCAUGCAGGAUGGCGAGUGCCGCGGUGUCCUCGCCUACAACCAGGAGGACGGCACUCUGCACCGAUUCCUGGCCAACCACACCGUCCUGGCCACCGGCGGUUACGGACGAGCCUACUUCAGCUGCACCUCCGCCCACACCUGUACCGGUGACGGUAUGGCCAUGGUCGCCCGUGCCGGUCUCCCCAACCAGGAUCUCGAGUUCGUUCAGUUCCACCCCAGUGGUAUCUACGGCUCUGGCUGCCUGAUCACCGAGGGUGCUCGUGGUGAGGGUGGUUACCUCCUGAACUCCGAGGGUGAGCGCUUCAUGGAGCGUUACGCCCCCACCGCCAAGGAUCUUGCCUCUCGUGACGUCGUCUCCCGAUCCAUGACCAUGGAGAUCCGUGACGGCCGUGGUGUCGGUCCUGAGAAGGAUCACAUCUACCUCCAGCUGAGCCAUCUUCCCGCCGAGAUCCUCGCUGAGCGUCUUCCCGGUAUCUCUGAGACUGCCGGUAUUUUCGCUGGUGUCGAUGUCCGCAAGCAGCCCAUCCCCGUCCUGCCCACCGUCCACUACAACAUGGGCGGUAUCCCUACCCGAUACACCGGUGAAGUCCUCACUGUCGACGAUGCCGGCAACGACCACGUUGUCCCUGGCCUGUACGCUUGCGGUGAGGCUGCUUGCGUGUCUGUCCACGGUGCUAACCGUCUGGGUGCCAACUCUCUGCUGGAUCUUGUUGUCUUCGGUCGUGCCGUCUCGCACACCAUCCGUGACAACUUCACCCCUGGCGAGAAGCUGAAGCCCACCGCUGCCGACGCCGCUGCCGACCACAUCGAGGUCCUCGACAAGGUUCGAACCGCCGACGGCCCCAAGAGCACUGCUGAGAUUCGCCUGGCCAUGCAGAAGGCCAUGCAGACCGAGGUCAGCGUGUUCCGAACCCAGGAGAGCUUGGACGAGGGUGUCCGCAAGAUGACGGAGAUCGACCAGAUGUACAGCCAGGUCGGCAUGAAGGACCGCAGCAUGAUCUGGAACUCCGACCUCGUUGAGACCCUGGAGCUCCGCAACCUCCUGACUUGCGCUAUCCAAACCGCCACCUCCGCCGCCAACCGAAAGGAGUCUCGUGGUGCCCACGCCCGCGAGGAUUUCCCCGACCGAGAUGACGAGAACUGGAUGAAGCACACCCUUUCCUUCCAGCGAGAUCCCCACGGCCCUGUCGAGCUCAAGUACCGCAAGGUCAUCUCCACCACCUUGGACGAGAACGAGUGCAAGCCCGUGCCGCCCUUCAAGCGUGUAUACUAA